AAUUCGCGGCCGUUGUGGCGGUUGCGGCGGUUCUGUAUCCAAGAUCUGAAUGGAGGCGGCCCGGGAUCCCCGCCCGGCCCGGGAUCCCCGCCCGGGGUUGUGCUGCAAGCCCGGUGGGCGUCUGGACAUGAGCCACGGCUUCGUACACCAUAUCCGUCGGAACCAGAUCGCUCGGGACGACUACGACAAGAAGGUGAAGCAGGCGGCCAAGGAGAAGACGAGGAGGCGCCACACGCCCGCGCCCACGCGGCCCCGCAAGCCAGACCUACAGGUGUACCUGCCGCGCCACCGAGAUGGCUCUACCCACCCAGUGAACCCAGACUGUGAGGAGUCCAGCGAAAGCAGCAGUAGUGGAGGCUCUGAGCUGGAGCCUCCCGGCCGCCAGCUCUUCUGUUUAGAAUAUGAGGCGGACAGUGGAGAGGUCACAUCAGUUAUUGUAUAUCAGGACGAUGAUCCCAGAAGGGUGAGUGAGGAAGUAUCAGCACACACACCUCUGGAUCCAGCCAUGCGAGAGGCCCUCAGAUUUCGCAUCCAGGAGGAGCUUGCAAAACGCCAGAACCGACACUGACGGGGUUGAAGGCAGGAUUCAAUGCACUUGGCAGAGUUUUGCCCAAGGAGCUCACCUCUAGUUUGGAGGUGCCAGGACAAGUCCAUGUGGUCUUCAGGAUCCUGUCCUCCUCCUCCCCCUCCUCCUCCUCCUCCUCCCCCUCCUCCUCCUCCUCCUCCUCCUCUAAGCUGCUGUAUGCACAGGGUCUUGCAGGACCACAUCUGACCUACCUCUCAGCAGCCAGUCUUUUUUGUCCCAUUCAUCUAACCUAACAUUCUGGAAGUUUAUGACAACUUUGGCUAACUUAGUGUUUUGGGAGCAGAGACUUCAGGGAGAGCCAGGCUUUCUGAAGCCUUUGCCCAUGUGUUCCUGGCUUGAUGAGGUCAUUUGUCAGGCCCCUUUGUGUUUCUGCUUUGGUCCACUCAUCUUUCCUUAGACCUGUUUUCAGUUGUCACUUUUCCUUUCUCCUAUCUUUUUGCCUUAGGUAGACUCCAUUUCUCCCCACCCCCCCAACAUGAUUGUUUCUCUGCCACUCAGGAAUUCAGAAGUGGGGCUUCUGGGAACCUGCCUUCCUAACAAGUUCUCCAAGUAAUUCUGAUGCCAAUAAAACAGGAGAGCUUUGGAUUUGAGGCCUAUUUGGAAACACAUCUCCUUCCCCUUCUGUGGCUUUCCCAAGCUACUCCUAUGCCUCACUGCUUUGCACUGUCCAUGUAGGAGACUAUAUAGGAGACCCAGGAAGAGAGUGCUGAGCUAAGCUGCAGUCCUUAGUUGAAAAACCUGUCAUGCUAAGCAUGGUGGCACAUGCCUUUAAUCCCAGGACUCAGGAGAUAGAGACAGGUGGAUCUCUGAGUUCAAGGCCAGCCUGGUCUACAUAGCGACACAUCUAGUUCCAGGACAGACAGGGUAGAGAGAGCCUAUCUCAAAACAAAAAAAGUUAAAAAACAAGACAAAACAAAAAAACCUGCCUUGGCUAGGCUUACCAAAUUCACCUCCUAGCUGUAGAGAGACUGCCUUCUUCUCAGACUAAAGGAGAAUUAUCAAAGCAGACUUAAAAGUAACUCUCCAAUCGUGGUGUUGCAGUCUUGAAUUAUUCAAGUUGGGAGAGUUGACAAUAGCUAUAAUUGUUCUGGGCUGGGAUGGCUCUAGUUUCAAAAAAGAGCUGUGAAUGACAUUUUGAGGAAGUGAAAUGACCCUUUCUCUGCCCCAUGCUUUCUUUCAUACCUCCCAAGAGUAUGUCUGAGCAUGAUGAUACACACUUUAACCCCAGCAUAAAAGAGGCCAAAGUAUGAGGACUGUUGUAAGUUAAAGACCAACUAAGCUGUCUCAAGAAAAAACUAAAUAAAUGUAACUUAGGUUCUUUGGGUAAACAUCCCCAGACAUAGCAUUUUUCCAACACAUGUUUUCCAACACAAACUUAGGCUAAGGUCUGAAGUCCACAAGACAUCCUGUCCACAGGAAUUCAGGGCCACCUAAGAUUUCCUGACAUAGGAGCCUAACUUCAGCAACUGGAAACAUGAAUCAUAAAACAGCCUACAAGCCCAGAGACUGCCCACAACCAAACCCCCUACCCCAGGGCUUUGUCUUCUAGGGUCUCAAGAUCAUUCUAACUAUACGAGUUCAGUAGCUUUUCGCUUCAAGGACACUUGGGGUUCCUGCUGUGUUUAACCCACUCUGUUGAAAACAUGUACUGUAGCUGGGCAUCUGCUUUAUGCCAUUAAAACAGUGAGGUACAGCUUGCUAUGCCAGAAUUCUGGGGCAUUGAGUUAGGUGGUAAGUUAGAAUGCCCUGGUUCCAGGGGGCGGGGGUGUGUGUGUGACUGGGGACCCGAAUGCUGUAAACCAGGAUAGCUGGUCUCAGGGUUCAGUGCCUUAAGUUUGUCAGUCCUAAUCCCAGUCUGCUAUCAGGGAAAAGCCUUCACCCUGUACUUGUACACUAGUGCUGUAAGUGCCUGUGGAUUUAUAUGGGUAGACACCAUCCAAAGCCUCCAGGAUGAAGGAAGGUCUGCCAAACUCCAUGCUCUUCAUCCUGCAGGUCGUUUUAGUCUCCAGCUAAUCAUCCAUAUUCUGACUUGAAACACAGGAUUCACUGGAACUCUGGCUGGACAAAGAACAGUGGAAUUUCUUUGGGGUCUGUGUUCUUAGAGCUGUGCUUCCUAUGCCCUGAUUCUGUUAUUGAACCUAAAACCACCUGAAGAAGAAUCUGAGGACCCAGCACCUACAAAUUUGUAGUUAUUCCCACUUCUUGAUAAAGGAAGAAAUAGAUGAA
This is a messenger RNA of Grammomys surdaster, 2812 nucleotides long. It is a transcript of the gene CUNH2orf68, whose product is annotated as chromosome unknown C2orf68 homolog. Lineage: Eukaryota; Metazoa; Chordata; Mammalia; Rodentia; Muridae. Bases 50 to 568 code for a protein of 172 amino acids. The record is from RefSeq and is a predicted model, not a curated record. The transcript is spliced from 4 exons.